AUAUGGCUACAGAUGAGCAAAAACCAGAUCCCUCACUGCUUAAACUUCAGUAUCCUUCCUUGCUUUCUGAUGCAUCUUUGGAGUGUAACCGGACAUUAAGCUUCAAGGCUUGGAUGGUCGAACGCGCAGCCUCUCGAGAGGGCGUUCCUCGACAGUCGUCUAAAACUCAGACACCACCACCAGGACUACUUAUGAUCAAAGAUGAGCCGUGGCAGGGCCCGCCCGGAUUCUCACCCGAAGACUAUCUGAAUCCAGCAGCCCGAGAUUUGACUGGACCAAGGAACAAACUUCAAACUCUUCCUCCAUCAAAAGAGACCAUCGUCCCAAAAAGGCCUCUUCCGUUGCAAGGUCCACCAGGAAUAUCACGCGACGAGCAUCUGAAUCCACCGUGUAACAAAGUUCAAACUCAUCCUCCAUCAAAUGAGACUAUCAUCCCAAAAAGACCCUGUUCAUUGCAAGGUCCGCCAGGAAUAUCACGCGACGAGCAUCUGAAUCCACCGUGCAACAAAGCUCAAGCUCAUCCUCCACCAAAUGAGACCAUCAUCCCAAAAAGGCCUCGUCCGUUACAAGGUCCACCCGGAAUAUCACGCAACGAGCAUCUGAAUCCCCCAUAUGAGCUUCCAUUUUCACGAGGAAAUCCAUCUCCGACUCCAAGGCCUAAUCCGUUUCAAGAGCUCAAACUUCUCCCAAAGACCAUCGUCCCAACAGGGCCUCGUUCAUUCUUGAAGAGGAAAGCAACAACGCCUGAGAAGCCUGCCACACCGCCACUUCCUCCCAGCAAGAUGAGGAAGUCCGCGGAUAAUUUGGUCUGCGAUCUCUGCGUGGCCAGCUGCUCGAGCGCCUUAGUGAUGCAGCAGCAUUUGAGAGGGCGGAAGCACAAGGCCAAGAUCAGUUUCAAUAAAAGGAAGAGGGAAUCCAACACCACCACUGCCUCAAAACCAAGAUGUGACCUCUGCGAAAUCUGGUGCUGCGACGUUGGUGCGUUGCAGAUGCACUUCAAGGGGCAGAAGCACAUGGCCAAGGUGCAAGAGCUGCAGCUGUGCAAGGAGAGGGGCGGGCAGAAAUCCUCGAAAGCGCCUAUAAUCUGUGAGGUGUGCGGAGUUUCUUGCAUGAACCAAGACUCGUUCGAGCAGCAUCUCAAGGGCAGGCAACAUGCCGUUAAACAAGACCUCAAGCGCCGAGGACUCCUUUGAACAUCCAACCUCUAUAUAUCCAUUUAUCUAUCUAUCUAUCUAGAGUUUAUUAAAUUUUCAGACCAUAGCAACUUUGUUUUUCUACUUCAAACAACUAACUUUCCUAGUCUUUUCAACCAAGAACUGAAGAACCUAUGUUUGAUCUCAACAUUUUCGGUUUCUUGAAUAUG
Salvia splendens (bonfire salvia) is the source of this 1363-nucleotide messenger RNA. RefSeq lists its product as uncharacterized. Gene Ontology annotation, molecular function: zinc ion binding; nucleic acid binding. Bases 3 to 1193 code for a protein of 396 amino acids. The transcript is spliced from 7 exons. NCBI's taxonomy places the organism in Eukaryota, Viridiplantae, Streptophyta, Magnoliopsida, Lamiales, Lamiaceae. The record is from RefSeq and is a predicted model, not a curated record.